Messenger RNA from Suillus clintonianus, 435 nucleotides. RefSeq lists its product as uncharacterized. Lineage: Eukaryota; Fungi; Basidiomycota; Agaricomycetes; Boletales; Suillaceae. Bases 1 to 435 code for a protein of 144 amino acids. The record is from RefSeq and is a predicted model, not a curated record. The transcript has 4 exons.
AUGCCACAAUCCCGGGGUCAGAACUUCAAAGUGCAGGGACGUAGUAUCAACUUAACCCUGAGAAUCGAGUUAGUGGGCAACGUCGACGAAAGCGGCGAAGAACUCGCCAGUGUUAGCGAGGCAAAUGUUGAUGGUAUCGGCCCCCCUACGCUGAACGAGGAGGCCCCACAAGUGAACGACGAUGAAAAACACGAGGAAGACUCCAUCACCAAUCUCAAAAGGCGACUGCAGCUGGCGGAGAUGGAGUGCUCCAGGCUGGAAAGUCUGCACCAAAAGUACAGACUGCGCUGGUUGGAGGAAAAUCAUCGGGCGAGGGUGUUGAAAAAAUACGCACCAGACGAAAUCAGCACUUGUUCACCCCAUCAGAUCGUAUGGAACGCUCCUUCUCCCGCUCCAACAGAGUACGAGACCGAAGUUGACUCGGAUCAAGAAUAA